AUGGCUAGUUGGUUUACUACUCUGGAUCCAUCUCUCACAUCUUCCUCUUUUGGUCAUCGACGAUGCCGAGAUUAAGACGGUCCCAAAAUCUCUCCCUCCUAGUUUGGUUUGUGUUCAUGUCAGCUCUUUUUCAUGUGGUUCGACCACAGAACCGAACCAGAGCCACUACUGACCCCGACGAAGCUCGGGCGUUGAACAAUAUCUUUCGGACGUGGAAGAUAACGGCGACGAAGGACUGGAACAUAAGCGGCGAACUAUGCAGCGGAGCCGCCAUAGACGACAGUGUCAGCAUCGACAAUUUAGCUUUCAAUCCUCUCAUCAAAUGCGACUGCACUUUUGUCGAUUCCACUAUCUGCCGCAUCGUGUCUCUGAGAGCUAACGGUAUGGAUGUUGCGGGACCAAUUCCUGAUGACCUCUGGACUCUUGUUUACAUCUCAAAUCUGAACCUACAUCAGAAUUUCUUGAGUGGUCCUCUGUCUCCUGGCAUUGGAAAUCUGACUCAAAUGCAGUGGAUGACUUUUGGGGCCAAUGCAUUGUCCGGACCAGUUCCCAAAGAAAUUGGACUGCUUACUGAUUUAAGAUCAUUAGCGAUUGAUAUGAAUAAUUUCUCUGGUUCUCUACCACCUGAGAUUGGCGAUUGCAAGAGGCUAGUGAAAAUAUACAUUGGAAGUUCAGGACUUAGUGGUGAAAUUCCUUCAUCAUUUGCUAAUUUGGUGAACUUGGAAGAAGCUUGGAUUAAUGAUAUCCAACUUACAGGUCAGAUACCAGAUUUUAUAGGAAGUUGGACCAAACUUACUACCCUGAGAAUUCUGGGGACUAGUUUGAGUGGUCCAAUUCCAUCUACAUUUGCGAACUUAACUUCAUUGACAGAAUUGAGACUAGGUGAAAUAAGUAAUAGCAACUCUUCUCUUCAAUUCAUCCGAGAAAUGAAAUCUAUAAGUGUCCUAGUAUUAAGGAACAAUAAUCUCACAGGCACAAUACCAUCCGAUAUUGGAGAUUACUUGUGGCUACGACAACUUGAUUUGAGUUUUAACAAGCUAACUGGGCAAAUUCCAGCUUCGCUUUUCAACUCAAGACAGCUUACUCACUUGUUUCUUGGAAAUAACAAGCUAAAUGGAUCCUUACCGGCUCAAAAGAGUUCAUCUCUUAGUAAUAUAGAUGUGUCAUACAAUGAUUUAGCAGGGGAUCUUCCUUCUUGGGUUCGCCUACCAAACAUGCAACUUAACCUGAUUGCCAACCACUUCACCUUGGGAGGUUCUAACAGAAGGGCUUUCCCCGGACUGAACUGCCUCCAGAAGAAUUUCCGCUGCAAUCGAGGAAAAGGAGUAUAUUUCAACUUUUUCGUCAAUUGUGGAGGCCGGGAUAUCAGGUCUAAUGGUGGAGCUAUGUAUGAAAAGGACGAGGGGGCACUUGGACCAUCUACAUUUUUCGUAAGUAAAACACAGAGAUGGGCAGUCAGCAAUGUAGGACUAUUUACUGGGAGUAACAGUAAUCAAUACAUAGAUCAUUCAGCUACACCAUUUGCGAACACUUCAGACUCAGAGCUUUUCCAAUCAGCAAGACUCUCUGCAUCUUCUUUAAGGUAUUACGGACUGGGGCUAGAAAAUGGAGGCUAUAGUAUAACAGUUCAGUUUGCUGAGAUACAAAUACAAGGUUCUAAUACCUGGAAAAGUCUUGGAAGGCGAGUUUUCGACAUUUAUGUCCAGGGAAAACUUGUUGAAAAGGAUUUUGACAUGCAGAGAGCAUCUAACAGCUCUAGUAUCCGAGUAAUUCAAAGAGUUUAUAAAGCAAAUGUAUCUGAAAAUUACCUUGAAAUUCAUCUUUUCUGGGCUGGAAAAGGGACAUGCUGUAUUCCGGCUCAAGGCACUUAUGGGCCGUUAGUCUCAGCUAUCAGUGCCACUCCAGAUUUCAUACCCACUGUAAAAAAUAAGUUGCCCUCGAAAUCCAAGAAAAAAAUUGGUAUCAUUAUAGGGGUCAUUGUAGGAGCAGGAAUGUUAAGUAUCUUGGUGAUUGCUAUCAUCUUAUUCAUCCGUAGGAAAAGAAAAAGGGCAGCUGAUGAAGAAGUGCUACACAGUCUGCACAUAAGGCCCUACACCUUUAGUUACUCAGAACUCAAAACUGCAACUCAAGAUUUUGAUCCUUCCAACAAGCUUGGGGAGGGAGGAUUUGGACCAGUUUUUAAGGGAAAACUGAAUGACGGAAGAGAGAUAGCCGUAAAGCAAUUGUCAGUUGCAUCCAGGCAAGGAAAGGGUCAGUUUGUUGCGGAGAUUGCCACUAUAUCAGCUGUUCAGCAUCGCAACCUUGUAAAACUGUAUGGAUGCUGUAUUGAGGGAAAUCAGCGCAUGCUUGUAUAUGAAUAUCUCUCAAACAACAGUCUAGAUCAAGCUCUUUUUGAGGAUAAGAGUUUGCAGCUUGGCUGGUCACAACGUUUUGAGAUAUGCUUGGGAGUAGCAAAAGGUUUAGCAUAUAUGCAUGAAGAGUCAAAUCCCCGUAUAGUGCAUAGGGAUGUGAAGGCAAGCAAUAUUCUUCUAGACUCGGAUCUGGUCCCGAAACUCUCUGAUUUUGGGUUGGCCAAACUUUAUGAUGAUAAGAAGACGCACAUAAGUACCCGAGUUGCAGGGACAAUUGGAUAUCUAUCACCAGAGUACGUGAUGCUUGGACAUCUAACAGAGAAGACAGAUGUGUUUGCCUUUGGUAUUGUGGCUCUGGAAGUUGUAAGCGGAAGGCCUAACUCUUCUCCAGAAUUGGAUGAUGACAAACAGUACCUUCUCGAAUGGGCAUGGAGCCUACAUCAAGAGCAGCGUGACUUGGAAAUAGUGGAUCCGGAUCUAACAUCAUUUGACGAGGAAGAAGUGAAACGUCUAGUAGGAGUUGCGUUCUUGUGCACACAAACAGAUCAUGCAAUUCGGCCAACAAUGUCCCGAGUGGUGGGUAUGUUGACAGGCGAUGUGGAGAUAACAGAAGCCAAUGCGAAGCCAGGGUACGUCUCUGAGAGAACAUUCGAGAAUGCCAUGAGCUUCAUGAGUGGUUCAACGAGCUCGAGCUGGAUAUUGCCUGAAACUCCAAAGGAUCCUUCCAAGUCUCAAGUCGAAGGUGGACGACGACAUGAAACUUGAAAACUUGUGGUUUCUGUUACAUUUGGUUUAUAAAGCUUACAUUGUAAAAAUGUCAAUACGACCAGACCAGACCAACGGCAGACCUUGUCUGACCAAAAUUAAGUAAUUUGAAAUUACAUGAGAUGCGACUGUUUCUCCUGAAAA
This is a messenger RNA of Capsella rubella, 3260 nucleotides long. Its product is annotated as probable LRR receptor-like serine/threonine-protein kinase At1g56140. The coding region runs from base 63 to 3116 and encodes 1017 amino acids. Gene Ontology annotation, molecular function: protein binding; protein kinase activity; ATP binding. Gene Ontology annotation, biological process: protein phosphorylation. The transcript has 24 exons. The record is from RefSeq and is a predicted model, not a curated record. NCBI's taxonomy places the organism in Eukaryota, Viridiplantae, Streptophyta, Magnoliopsida, Brassicales, Brassicaceae.